Messenger RNA from Panicum virgatum (switchgrass), 1786 nucleotides. RefSeq lists its product as uncharacterized. The coding region runs from base 90 to 1301 and encodes 403 amino acids. The record is from RefSeq and is a predicted model, not a curated record. NCBI's taxonomy places the organism in Eukaryota, Viridiplantae, Streptophyta, Magnoliopsida, Poales, Poaceae. The transcript has 10 exons.
AAUUGCAAACGGAAAAAAAUCAAGAAAAAAAAGUGAAGCGAGCGAAAAAUAAGAAACGGCUCGAAUACGAACGAAACCAAACGGCAGGAAUGGCAACCACCACCACAUCCCUCCGCUCCCGCCUCAUCCUCCCACCGCCGCCGGCGUCCCACGCCGCCGUCUCCCUCCGUCUCCGCCCACGCGCCUCCGUACUCCCCUCCUCUUCCUGGAGGAGGAACCUCCGCCUCGCGGCACGUGCGGCGCCGCCCGGCGGCGCGGUGGCCCCUGCGUCGUCGUCGUCGGCGCCGGCGGCGAAGGAGGAGGAGAAGGAUGGGAGCGGCGGGGACGAGGGGCUGUCGGCGCCCGACGCGGAGAGGCUGUGCGAGUUCCUCCGCGCCGACCUGCCGCACCUGUUCGACGACGUGGGCAUCGACCGGUCCGCGUACGACGACCGCGUGCGGUUCCGCGACCCCAUCACCCGGCACGACACCAUCGACGGCUACCUCCUCAACAUCCGCCUCCUCAAGCUCCUCUUCCGCCCCGACUUUUACCUCCACGCCGUGAAGCAGACAGGGCCGUACGAGCUCACCACGAGGUGGACCAUGGUGAUGAAGUUUAUGCUCCUGCCGUGGAAGCCGGAGCUGGUCUUCACCGGGCUGUCGAUCAUGGGCCUCAACCCGCAGAAUCUCAAGUUCAACAGCCAUGUGGAUCUUUGGGAUUCGAUCGAAAAUAAUGAAUACUUCUCUUUCGAAGGAUUAUGGGAUGUUUUCAAGCAGCUACGGUUUUACAAGACCCCAGACAUAGAAACACCAAAUUACCUUAUUCUAAAGAGGACCGCACAUUAUGAGGUUAGAAGUUAUUCACCAUUCUUAAUAGUUGAAGCAAAAGGAGAUAAACUGACAGGAUCUUCAGGAUUCAAUAAUGUAACUGGAUAUAUAUUUGGCAAGAAUGCUUCAUCCGAAAAGAUUCCGAUGACUACACCUGUCUUCACUCAAGCUUCUGAUGGCACACUUUCAGAUGUAUCCAUCCAGAUAGUUCUGCCGAUGAACAAAGACUUGAAUAGUUUACCAGCUCCAAAUACAGAAGCGGUUACUUUGCGGAAGGUAGAAGGAGGCAUUGUUGCAGUAAAAAAAUUCAGUGGACGACCAAAAGAAGAAAUUGUGCUCCAGAAGGAAAAGGAUCUACGCUCCCAAUUACUUAAAGAUGGACUGAAGCCUCAGCAAGGUUGUUUGCUUGCGCGUUAUAAUGAUCCCAGGACAAAGAGCUUCUUAAUGAGGAACGAGGUGCUGAUACGGCUCAAUGAGUUCACACUGGAAUUGUAAUCAUCAUAGCUGGCAACAGAUUUAUGUAACACUAGGUGUUGGGCUUGGAUAUUUCAGUGCAUCAUUAGAAAGGGCAAAUCUUGUUGAUGGGUGGAUGUCCUUUAUGUAAAUGUAAAUUCUGAAAGGUAACCGAAAAGGUUUAAGAAACCCUGGGAGGUAACACUUCGAAUAUAACACCCCCAAACUCGUCGAUGAGGAUGAUAUUGCUACCUGCUUCAUAUACUUGAUCAAAGUAAUGCUGCAAUAGAGAAUUUCAAGAAGAUGUAACAAGAUGGUUGAGGGAACUAAAUUUGAUUGUAACAUUGAUUUAUUUGCAUUUGUUUCACAAAAGCAGGUCAGUGUAGCAUUCUUAUAAUGAGGUAUCUAUGUUUAUUUGCAAAAGAUAUGUGAAAGAGUGCAAAACUAGGGGGAGGAAAUAGGCAGUCUAAAGAACUAUACAUUGUACACGUAAUUGAUAACUAACUUAGAUCAUAUGAUUUGUGCCA